Messenger RNA from Diospyros lotus (date-plum), 1302 nucleotides. RefSeq lists its product as uncharacterized. The record is from RefSeq and is a predicted model, not a curated record. The coding region runs from base 16 to 951 and encodes 311 amino acids. The transcript has 5 exons. NCBI's taxonomy places the organism in Eukaryota, Viridiplantae, Streptophyta, Magnoliopsida, Ericales, Ebenaceae.
GUGGAGUUUGUGGGUAUGGAAAAGCAAAGAGCAAUGAGAUGGCAAUCCGUGAGAGGCUGCGCCACCCAGCUCCUUGCUUGGAACCACCUAUGGGUAGCCACGUCAUCUAGACAGAUACGGUUAUCUCUUCUUUCGUUCUUCUCUCUCGCCCUUUCCCUUCCAGGACUCUCUCCGUCUCUCUCUCUCUGCUACUGCAAUUUCAAUUUCAAUUUCUGGACGGAGCAGAGUGAGAAGCGGGGGGAAAUGGGCAAGGUUCUGAUUGGAUGGACGGUUGUUCCAUCAUCGUCAUCGCGCAAUAAAAGUGGGUUCUGCUUGUUAAUGCGAAAGGGGAGGCAGCUGCGGCUAUGCCACCGUGAUCUAAUAAUGAUGAUGACAACGCCCGAAUCAAGUUUAAGAUCGAAUUCAAGGUCUCCACUUAGCAUUAAGAACCGGAUGGUGAAUCCCCCCACUUACUCCUCCAGAAUCGCCACUGACAUCCCUCUCCUCGAGUCCCCUGGGGCUUCUUUCGAUCAAUAUUUGGAGGAUAAGCCCAGAGUAUUUAAAGCAAUCUUUCCCGACAAACGAAGAGCCCAUCGACUCAAUGAGGACGUGUGGAGGAUCCAGAUGCUACCCAUACAGUUCCUCUUCCUGAGUGUGUGGCCGGUAAUAGACAUGAGACUGAGAUGCAAAUCCGGAGGGACUGGUUAUCCUCCUGGAGUUCCUCAACAUGUCACAAAGCUUAUCGAACUCGACAUAAUCAGAUGGGAGCUUCAAGGGCUAGAUGACAUUCUCAAGCCCGCUGAAUUUACCCUCGCGGUUAAGGGAACCAUGUACCCCGAUAGACAGGGAACACAAACCCGGCUAAAGGGUCAACUAAAGAUGAGUGUAAGUUUUGUUCUCCCCCCUGUCCUCGCCUUGGUGCCUGAAGAUGUUCGCCAAAGUGUUGCCCAGUCGGUUAGACCUUCGCGCUGAAGAGAUUGGUGGAGAACAUGAAGCAUAGAGUUAAUGGCAGCUUGUUGGCUGACUAUAGUGAGUUUAAGAGGGAGAGACUAAACAAGGCUGUGGUUUGAGAAGAUCUUGUUGAUGCAACAGACUGAAUUGGGAGGAGAACUGACAAGAAAGCGCCUGUAAUAGAGCUAAAGGAAGUCUGCUGCAGCAACCUGUAAUGUAGCGUAUUAUUAGUUCUUGCUGAUGAUGAUCGCUGGUUAGUUAAGUGGUUUUGUAAUCAAUAAUCAAUAAGAGGGAGAAUCUGAAAUUCACUCAGUUUUGGCCCUUUUUAGUAGAAGAAUAUGCAAUUAAUGGAGCGGUUGCUCUUUUGUGUUA